Akanthomyces muscarius is the source of this 1638-nucleotide messenger RNA. RefSeq lists its product as uncharacterized. The record is from RefSeq and is a predicted model, not a curated record. Bases 1 to 1638 code for a protein of 545 amino acids. The transcript is spliced from 2 exons. NCBI's taxonomy places the organism in Eukaryota, Fungi, Ascomycota, Sordariomycetes, Hypocreales, Cordycipitaceae.
AUGACGCCCGAGACUCUCUACUUGCCUGACGGGCAGACGUACACGGUUGGCCCGGUGUUUGGCGGCGUCGCCUUCAAGAGCAACGACCUCACCCACGGCACACAUUUCCCCAUCGGCUGGAACAUUGCGCUGCACACGGAGGAAGAGAAAAUCGUGUUUGCAGAUGGAUCCACGUCCCUGCCCAACGGAGAGGGCCACACCGAGGCCCGUGGCGGCGGUGACGAAAACGCCAUGGAUACAGAGGAUGGCUCGGCGCCGAAGCGCAAGAAACGGGUUCGGCCAUUCGUGCAGCCGACGCGCCAAAACGACACGCUCUUCAUCUCGUCAAUCUCGACGCCAUCUAGUCAGGAGUAUGGCCCGCCUGCGAGCCCGACCCGCCAGAUCGCCAUGAUUCUGUGGGUGAGCCUGUACUGGUACUUUCACCAGCGUGAGCCGUCGCCUCACAUGAGCACCGUGGCCUCUCACGCGACGCCGGACUCUGCAAAGCCCACGGGGGAGUGGCGCAUCACUAUUCAGCGCGACGGCGUGCUUCGCGGCCGCAAUCUGAUUCCCAAGCUCGAGCGCAUGGGCUUGCUGGCUACCGAGUCGACGGAUGUCGGCACCAGUCUCGAUGAUGGCGAUGAGACGUGGUCGCACAUGUUUGUAUCCAAGCGCAUGUUCUGGCAGCUGCCCCCGAAUCUAUUUCUAUUUACUUUGAAGCCCGUCAAGGGUCCUUCGCCGUGGCCGACCUCGGCCGCAUCGCCCAAUAGCAGUCGCCCCGGCUCUCCAGUGGCAUUUGGCGCCACGACUCACCUUACGCCAGGGACCGCGUCUCCUCAACCAGGUGUCGCCAGGCUCUACAAUGACUUGCCGGGAGCCCCAAUUCCGACAAACAUCUCAAGCAGUGUGUCCACGAUGGCACAUCCCAUCACGCCCUUCUUCUCGACCUCGCAUCUGCCAACCUACUACCCUCCGCUCACCUUGCAGUAUACGUUCACGGACAACCUGCGGCAUCCGCUGCGGCCGAAACCGCCUCGUAUGGGUGAGGUAUUCUACAGCCGCUUCCUGCCAUCAGUCGGUCGCUACCUGUCUUUCCGCGUGGCUUCCCUAUCACCAGAGCCGGUUCCGUACUUUGGACCGAUUGGACCCAACCCGCCGGACCACCCGGAGCUGACGGCCCUCUCGGAUGCACAGCUCCUCGAGUCGUGGUUCAACAAGCCGCGCGUGGGUGCAUUCUGGGGCAAAUUUUCCCCUCAAUUCCUGCCCGGCGUCCUCAAGCUAAAGCAUUCGUUCCCGGUGAUUGGUCUCUGGGACGGCGUGCCGUUUGGAUACUUUGAGAUUUACUGGGUCAAGGAGGAUAUCCUGGGCAAAGUCCUGGGCGGAGAGGCUGGCGAUUUUGAUAGAGGCUUGCAUGUGUUGGUAGGCGAAGAAUGGGCGAGGGGACGAGCGUCGGAGUGGAUGACGAGCUUGGUUCAUUGGUGCUUCACGACGGACAUGAGGACUAUGAACGUUUGCCUGGAACCGAGGAUUGACAAUGAGAGAAUCUUAAAACACUUGGACGAGUCUGGCUUUGGCCGUGAGAGGCAAAUAUCGUUCCCGCAUAAACAAUCCUGGUAUGUCCGUCUGCGCCGCGAGACCUGGACUGGGCCACUGCUGUAG